Molecule: messenger RNA, 3749 nt
Organism: Sciurus carolinensis (gray squirrel)
Lineage: Eukaryota; Metazoa; Chordata; Mammalia; Rodentia; Sciuridae
Gene: Ripk1
Product: receptor interacting serine/threonine kinase 1
Exons: 11
Coding region: 1-2028 (675 amino acids)
Biological process (GO): signal transduction; protein phosphorylation
Molecular function (GO): JUN kinase kinase kinase activity; ATP binding; protein binding
Source: RefSeq, a predicted model, not a curated record
AUGGAUAUGGGAGACCAACCGCAACCAAACAUGUCCUUGGAUGACAUUGAGAUGAAAUCCAGUGACCUCCUGAAGAAGGAAGAUCUAGACAGCGGAGGCUUCGGGAAGGUCUCCUUGUGUUUUCACAGAACCCAUGGAUUUGUGAUCCUGAAAAAGGUGUACACGGGACCCAAGUGUGCUCAGUACAAUGAGUCACUCCUUGAAGAGGGGAAGAUGAUGCACAAACUGAAGCACAGCCGGGUAGUCAAGCUCCUGGGCAUCAUCAUAGAAGAAGGGAACUACUCCUUGGUUAUGGAGUACAUGGAGAAGGGCAACCUGAUGCAGGUGCUCAAAGCCCAGAUCAGUAUCCCACUCUCUGUCAAAGGAAGGAUAAUUAUGGAGACCAUCGAAGGAAUGUGUUACUUACAUGGAGAAAGUGUGAUACACAAGGACCUGAAGCCUGAAAAUAUCCUUGUUGAUAAUAACUUUCACAUUAAGAUAGCUGACCUUGGUGUUGCUUCCUUUAAGACGUGGAGCAAACUGACUAAAGAGAAACACAAUGAGCAGAGGAAAGUGAACGGCACAUCUGUCAAAAAUGGUGGCACCCUCUACUACAUGGCCCCUGAACAUCUGAAUGACAUCAAUGCAAAACCUACAGAGAAGUCAGACGUGUACAGCUUUGGCAUAGUUCUUUGGGCUAUAUUUGCAAAUAAGGAGCCAUAUGAGAAUGCCAUCUGUGCAGAGCAACUUUUAAUAUGCAUAAAAUCUGGGAACAGGCCAAAUGUGGAAGACAUCAUUGAGCAUUGCCCAAAGGAGAUCAUCAGCCUCAUGGAGCUCUGCUGGGAGACAAACCCAGAAGUUCGACCAACAUUUCCUAGCAUUGAAGAAAAAUUUAGGCCUUUUUAUGUAAGUCAGUUUGAAGAAAAUGUAGAAGAAGAUGUGGAGAGUUUAAAGAAAGAAUAUCCAGCCGAGAAUGCAGUUUUGAAGAGACUGCAGUCUCUCCAACUUGAUUGUGUGGCAGAACCUCCAAGCAGGUCAAAUUCAGAACAGCCUGGUUCACUGCACAGUUCCCAGGGACUCCAGAUGGGCCCUGUGGAGGAGUCCUGGUUUUCUCCCUCCCUGGAGAACGCACAAGAAGAGAAUGAGCCCUUCUUGCAGCAUAAACUCCAGGAGGAAGCAAGCUAUCAUGCUUUUGGCAACCGCAUGGACAAGCAGACAAAACAGCAGACCAGACAGAAUGUGGCUUACAACAGAGAAGAGGAAAGGAAACGAAGGGUCUCUUAUGACCCCUUUGCACAUCAGAACCCUUAUGAGAAUGUUCAGAAUACAAGUGGAAAAGGUCUUGCUUAUCCCAGUGCAACCAGUCAUAGUAGUGCAGUACACCAGCCAGCAGGGCUAACCAGCCAACCUCAGGGACCAUAUUGGAACACAGACUUAUAUAACCUACCUGGGUUUGGAAUAAGACCACUGGAUCCAGGAACAGCAGGUGCAAGAGUUUGGUAUGGAUUGAAUUCCAACCACAUGUCUAAUCUGUAUAAAACUCCCGUGCCUGAGACCAAUCUACCAGCAAGCACACCCACCAUUCCGUUCUACUCUUUUCCAUCAACAGAUGAGUCCCCCAAAUGUUGCAUAUAUAAUAGUUCUGGCAUUCAGAUUGGAGCCUACAAUUAUAUGGAGAUCAGUGCAGUGGAUUCGCAACUAUCAGAAAACACAUGUGCAAAUGUGAAAGAAGAGCCACCUUCCAAGUACCAACAUAUCUUUGAUAAUACCUCUAGUCUGACUGCUAAACACUUGAACCCAGUCAGGGAAAACCUGGGAAGGCACUGGAAAGACUGUGCCCGUAAACUGGACUUCACUGAGUCUCAGAUCGAUGAAAUUGACCACGACUAUGAGCGCGAUGGGCUGAAAGAAAAAGUUUACCAGAUGCUCCAGAAGUGGCUGAUGAGGGAAGGCAAUAAGGGGGCCACAGUGGGAAAGCUGGCCCGGGCACUCCACCACUGUCACAGAAUAGACCUCGUGAACUCCUUGAUACGUGUCAGCCAGAACUAACCCUGGAGGGGCUUUGGCAACAUGAAGCAAACUCCCCACUUAGUGAAUAACCCGCUGCUGGGUGUGCUGCCCCAGAGAAUUCAGAAUUCUGUCCUCACAGAUACACGUCAUUGCCUGCAUUUCAGAGCUGGAGAAUGGCAAGAGAAAUCUGCAGCCAGCAUCCCACUCUCAGGAAGGUGUGUAAGCUGGAAGCCUUCUUAAUAGCCAUGGAAUAGCAAUUAAAGAGAAAGAGAGAAAGAGAAAGCCUAGUUGGGUGUAAAAGGGAAAAAAGAGUUAUUUGAGGAAGAUCAUUUUCUUUCAGCCCAUGUCAUAACCUUAAAUUAUGCUGUUCAUUGAAUUUCCUGAGGUUUUGGUGAAGUGAGGAAAAAAAUUCCAGAGAAUGUAAAGUAAACCAGCUUUCUUAUUUUGUGCUCUCUUCUCCACAAAGGCUCCUCUUAUAACCAACGUGCAGUAAAAUUCUAAUUUCUGUUGAAACAGAGGGUUUUUUUUUUUUGUAUGACAACCACAGUUUGUCCCAAAAUUAUAGGAUGUUAACUUCAGUAUCAAAUACUAUCUGUCACUACAGACUCUAUGAAAUUGUGUAUAAUCCCAUUCCAUUAUUCUAAAGUAUAAAUUCCCUGAAGGGAAAGAGUGCUAAAGAGGAGAAAAAAAUGCAGGGGGAAAAAUCAUUAGAUUUUCCUGGCAGUUAUUUCAAGAAGCUAUUACGAAUUCUGACUACCACAAACAUCUCGUGCUUUCCUAACAUUCUAGUACUUUAUGCAGUUUCCCAGCCUGUGUGCCCCAGAGAGGGAAAGUUACUUAGGAAAUAUUGAUCUCUUCACCCCUGGGUAUGAUCAAAGCUUCAGGGCUGAUCACCGUUCAGCUGUUACCUCGGUUUACCCCAGCAUACUAUAGAGAUAUGUUUAUCUUUUUCUUUGUGCUGUGAAGCUAAAAAAGGCAAGUUUGAGAGCCUGAUCAUAAUGUCACUCAGCCUUUCAAAGCCCUUUUGAAACCCAGGAGCAAAUGAAAGAACAGAAAAUUGAAGCCACCCCAGUCACUGGGCAUCACUGCUGGCACUUUGCUAAACAGAGAUAUGCCAUUAUGUUCAUCUCUCCCAAGAUAGAGGGAGAGAAGGGCGCAAUGAGGGUCAGUCUGGCUGUCAGGAGAGAUUCUGGUGUCUUGGGUCGAUAACAAUAUUGUUGGUUUUGAUCCUGAAUCUCCUCCAGCCUCUGCAGACAUACACACACCUCUGAAGUGAGGAUGCAAAGCAGGAUUUCUCCACUUGGCUCUAUUGGCAUUGAGCCACAUAGUUUCUUUUGUUGUGGGGGAAACUGUCCGGUGCUUCUCUCCCCUGGAUGUCAAUGGCAUUACUUCCUCCCUCAUCUUGCCCCCAGUUGUGACAAUGUCUCUAGGAAUUUCCAAGUGUUCCCUAGAAGGGCAAAAUUGCCCUGGUUGAAAAAAGCACUGCUGUAAAAUAAUAAGUCUCAGUUCUGUCCACAUGUGUCAAGGUUCACGACUUAGCUGCCACACAGCAUUAAAUCAUGCUUAUGGAAAAUAAAAUUGGAGGCGGGGAAGGUCCAGGCUUUGCUAAAGGAGCAUGUAUGAUUUCUAAAUAGUUUCCUUUUACCUCCAUUCUAAUGGUGUUCUAAUCAUCUUAAAUUGAAAACAGGUCGAAUAACCAAUGUUAAGAGACAAAAAUGGAAGGUAUUUUAAUGGAUUUUUUAAAAUAAAAUGUUAUUCAU